Molecule: messenger RNA, 1131 nt
Organism: Cyphellophora attinorum
Lineage: Eukaryota; Fungi; Ascomycota; Eurotiomycetes; Chaetothyriales; Cyphellophoraceae
Exons: 2
Coding region: 1-1131 (376 amino acids)
Source: RefSeq, a predicted model, not a curated record
AUGCCAGCGACUAGCGUGGAGGAAGAGCGCAUGAUCCGCCGAGCAGACCAAUACAAGGUCACCGCUAAUGCUGCGAGCCGUCGUGCAUUUGACAACACAGCACCACCGUUGGGCAUGAGCUUGGGAUCAGUAGUCCAGGCGAUCGGCAUCAUCCGAUAUAUAGUCCUGGAUGCCAUUGCCGCCAAGGGGACAAGUCGGACGACAAUAGAAUCUUACAGCGACCCUAGGACGCAAUAUUCUGACAACCCAACAUAUUACGACGUCAGCAGAGGUUUGCUCACAACUGGGUUUGAUGGCAAGUCCUGGCCACGAUCUAUUCCGACGAACUCCAACGUCAGCAGAGACUUAUUGACGAAUGGAUUUGAUGGCAAGGCCUGGCCACGACAACCAACCAAUACUGCCGCUGACGGCACCAAUAAACGCUUGCUUACAGCUGGACCCAACAUCAUUCCUAGGUCACGGUAUUCUUCUACUGCCUCUACUGACACCAAGGCCAAAGGCUCGGCGCCCUCUCGAUCACAAGAUAUUGCAACAUACUCGUCUUCUACAAACCCGAAAAGCGCUGAGACCCAAUUGCCAGCCGCUGAUGUCUCACCAGCCAUACCGAGUAUUGAGAAACAGUGUGCAGCACUCAGUAAACUGGUUGAAAAUCUCACAGACACAGCUACGUCUCGACAAAGGUUCCCGAAUCCCCUGCCGUUGUACAAAAGUGGUCGGCAACUUUGCGAAAGACUCAAACUGAGUCUUGAUCUCGUCACAAGUCGUCACAUCUACAGUUGUCCAUCUGCCAUACAUAGACGGGCUCGUGGCAUGUACGACGACUAUGACAAGAGGAUUGCCGCAGAACGCAAGAGGGUACUUGGAGUCCGGAAGACCUUUGAUGAAAUAAUCGCAGAGUACAACAGCCUAAGAAUGAAUCAAGCAGUUUAUCGCCAGUUGUUGGAGAUGGCCUUAGAUGUGCAGGAGCUCGCAAUGAGAUCUGAAGAGAUCUAUAUGGCAUUGGCGCGAGCAAAGGAUAAGAAACUUGAGUACGACAUCAGGCACCAAGAGUUGGUGCGACUAAGGGUCGAAAAUGUCACUGCCGUGGUGAAUGCUGUAGCCGCAUUCGCACCAGAUGUGCAUCUCAUGUGA